This is a messenger RNA of Lotus japonicus, 2158 nucleotides long. Its product is annotated as two-component response regulator ORR22-like. The record is from RefSeq and is a predicted model, not a curated record. The transcript is spliced from 6 exons. Gene Ontology annotation, biological process: phosphorelay signal transduction system; cytokinin-activated signaling pathway. Gene Ontology annotation, molecular function: DNA binding; DNA-binding transcription factor activity. Lineage: Eukaryota; Viridiplantae; Streptophyta; Magnoliopsida; Fabales; Fabaceae. Bases 154 to 1758 code for a protein of 534 amino acids.
CACUCAGCACAACGGUCGUUUUUUAUUUUCCCGGAAAAUUCCUUCUUUUCCCGGAAAAUUCAAUCUUCCUUUCUAUCACCGGCAUUCUUCUUCCUUACAAAUCUUUUCUUCAUUCUUGUUUCCCUCUCUUUAGGGUUUUGCAAGAUAAUCACAAUGGUGGCCGUGGGUGAUGAUCACAGAGACCAGUUUCCUAUUGGAAUGCGAGUUCUUGCUGUUGAUGAUGACCCAACAUGCCUCAUGAUUUUGGAGGCUAUGCUCCGGAAGUGUCAAUAUAAGGUUACUGGAACUGAUAAUGCAAUAACCGCACUGCAGCUGUUGAGAGAAAACAAAGACAAGUUUGACUUGGUAAUCACCGAUGUCCAUAUGCCUGAAAUUGAUGGAUUCAAGUUUCUUGAGCUUGUGGGACUUAUAAUCGACAUACCUGUUAUAUUGUUGUCUGUAAAUGGCGACUCGAAUAUGGUGAUGAAGGGAAUUACUCACGGCGCUUGUCAUUAUAUGCUGAAACCUGUCAGAGUUGAGGAACUAAAGACCAUUUGGCAGCAUGUAAUCAGGAACAAGAAAAUUGGCUCGAAGGAAAAGGAAGGGACCAAAACCAGCAGCGACCAUGAGACACUUAAUUAUAGCGACAAUGGUCAAGGGUCGGCAGCCACACCAAAUUCAGAUCAAAAUGGAAAGUCAUCCAAGAAAAGAAAGUAUCAAGAUUUCGAUGACGAGGAGCAUGAGAAUGGUACUGAUAGUGGGGACUCAUCAGCUCAGAAGAAGCCUCGAGUUGUCUGGUCUGGGGAGCUACACCAAAAAUUUCUCGCUGUUGUCAAUCAGUUAGGCAUUGACAAGGCUGUCCCUAAAAAAGUUCUUAAAUUGAUGGAUGUUGAAAACCUUACAAGGGAGAAUGUGGCCAGCCAUCUGCAGAAAUAUAGACUUUAUCUGAAAAGAAUUAGCUCUAUGGCGAACCAACAAGCUAAUCCGAUAUUGGGUUCCGUUUCUCGGAAAAAUGCUUUCGGAUCCAGAUUAAACACUCCUGCCAUUCAUUCUUCAAGAACACUCCAGGUUGAUCAAUUUGAAUACAGCAAGGGUGUUAGUCAUAUUCCAAACCAGAACAAUACCUUCAUGUUGGAAGAAAAUCAAAGACCUAGUGAGUUGAGUAUCUCAAACAAUGACUUGGAAGAUAAUUCCCAAGACAAACAAACGGGAAGAGUUUCAACUUCAUUAGCCCCUCAAGAUUCACAAUUCUCUCUCCCUCUGCUGGAUAAUGACAGGUCAAAUGAUGUUUGCUUAACUGAGUAUCUUGCGAAUGAAUGUUUUGGACCAGCUUCUGUGUCUUGUACAGAUAACAUGACUCCUGUACCCUGCAACAUAAGCUGUAAUGCUCCAUAUGAAGGGUGGGAUAAUCAUAAUCAGAAUAGCACUUACCAUUCUCAUGUUAGUGGUAACUCACUAGGCUCUACGAUUCCUGCGAAUGGUGAUCCAGUAAACUCAGCGUUCAAUUUUUGCGAUCCCUUGCAAAUGGACCAUGAUGAGAUCAUUGAAUUAGCUGAAGAGUGCUCAAUUAAACCACAUCAGCUACAUGUAAUAGACCAGCAGAGGUAUCAAAACAGUAGCAUCUGUAAUUGUCUUGGCUCCCCUGAAGACUUGGACAGUGCAAUAUUGAUGAAACAGGUUGAAGAAGAGACAGACAUCAUGUUAAAUCUAGAAGAUAUGAUUGACUUCACUGAUAUAAUUGACCUCACUCCUUUUCUGGACUCUUCAACUACAAACUAAAUAUUGCAACAAUUAUUCUAGCGAUACACCUGUGUGACAGCAAAUUUGGUCAGCCGUAUAUAUAUGGACCGUGUCCUUCUUGUUUAUGAAUUUCGUAUUAUGACAAGUACUCUUCCAUUUACAUUUAUUUUAGCAAGACCUUUCUCAAUUGUGAAAAUGCAUUGUUCAUGGGCCAGUUGCGUAUUAUGGAUUUGAUCAUGUUUAUUUUUUAGCAUCAAUUAUAGAACCUUCAUGGGCUAGUGGCGCAUUAUGGAGUUCCAUGAAUGAAUUGUGAAAAUGCAUUGUAGCAUCUAUUAUAAUAGAUAAUUUCUAAAUCGCGAGUUAUUGUACUGACAUAUUUUGUAAAGAAGCAGUUUUGCAGAUUUAGAGGAAAAUCAGUAAUUCAAUGAUUUAUUGCACU